AUGUUAAAACGAAGAACUGGAAUUCCCGGCAUUGACCCUAAACUUUUGUCGACUUGGAUAGGUGCUUAUCGUAUCAUUGAAUUAUGUAUUCCUCAUGCAAUUAUUGUCAGCUUGGAAGACCCGAGAAAGCAUCCAAUCAGAGUUCACCUUAAUCAGGUCAAGCGGUAUAAUCCGCCGACUAGUCCACUGUUUUCCAAUCAGGCCGAUCUCAACGAUUUGGCCACGCCCAACCAACAAAAUGUCCCAAUGCCAGGACACAAUCAUCAGAUCACCCCCGGUUACCAGAUGCUACACGGCAACCCUGACCCUAUUAAACCAACUCAUUCUUACGAGUUGCAACCUCGCAGGACGGCUGGCCCGUGA
Molecule: messenger RNA, 363 nt
Organism: Bursaphelenchus okinawaensis
Lineage: Eukaryota; Metazoa; Nematoda; Chromadorea; Rhabditida; Aphelenchoididae
Source: the annotation of a GenBank genome assembly